AUGGGUGCUGGGUGGGAGGUGAUGCAGUCGCAGGAAGGAAAUGGCGACAACAGGAAGGAAAAAGGGCUAGGAUACCUCGGCGAACGAAUUCAAAGUCAGCCCUCACAAGCCCCCCGAGAGUCGGCUCACCGGAGGAAGACAGCCCCGCACAUCGGACCGGCCCCACAGCGGAUGCCCUCUCCGGCCAUCACUGCUAUCGUCCAGAGUGGGUUCGUUCCAAAGCCACUCACCGCCGCCGACCUCAGACAUUUCCGCACAUGCUCAUGA
Molecule: messenger RNA, 267 nt
Organism: Colletotrichum costaricense
Lineage: Eukaryota; Fungi; Ascomycota; Sordariomycetes; Glomerellales; Glomerellaceae
Exons: 2
Coding region: 1-267 (88 amino acids)
Source: RefSeq, a predicted model, not a curated record